AAGAUAUUUUGCCUAAAUUUGGGCUUCCUAGAUUUGGGGUGGUCUUCUCAGGCUCCCUUUUCAUGAAUCUAUAAGUAAACAUUACAUAAUUUUGUCUUUGCAAAUCUAAUCCCACUUUGCUGCAUCGAAAACUAUGGAGAUGAUUACUUCAAAACCGAUUCCAGGUAUAUUAUGUGUCCUAAUCUGGAUGUCGAUAAUUACGAGAAGCCAAGGUGCAGUCAUUGAUGCAAAACAGAACGGAGCAAAAGGUGAUGGUGUUACAGAUGAUAGCCAGGCUAUUACAAGUGCUUGGCAAUCAGCAUGUUCGUCGCCAACUCCGAGCAAGCUUUUGAUUCCAGCAGGGCAAUACGCUGUCGGGCCAAUGACAUUCCUUGGUCCCUGUAAAGCUCCUAUUACAGUGCAGUUUGAUGGAAACUUGAAGGCUCCCACGGAUCUCAACAAGCUCAAAUCACAGGACGGAUGGAUUGUUUUCCAGCAAGUUGAUGCCAUGACGCUUAGUGGUGGCGUCUUUGAUGGUCAGGGCAAAGUUGCCUGGUCUCAGAAUAAUUGUGCCCAAACUGGAAAAUGCAGCAAUUUACCCAUAAAUAUAAGGUUCAACAAGGUGACAAAUUCAAUGGUGCAAGGGAUAUCUUCAGUGGACAGCAAAUUGUUUCACAUGAACAUACUACAAUGCCAGAACUUGACUCUCAGCCAUAUAACCAUAAAUGCGCCAGGAGACAGCCUCAACACUGAUGGCAUUCAUAUUGGUCGCUCAAGUGGGAUAACGAUCUCUGAUUCUGACAUCAAAACCGGAGAUGAUUGUGUCUCCAUGGGUGAUGGAAGUCAGCAAGUGACUAUAGAAAGGGUGACGUGCGGACCAGGCCAUGGAAUUAGUGUAGGAAGCUUAGGAAAGUAUCACGACGAACAACCUGUGAUGGGAGUUUUUGUCAGAGAUUGUACAUUCACCAACACAAUGAACGGUGUUCGUGUCAAAACAUGGCCUGCUUCUCCCAAUGGCGUUUGCCAGGACUUGCAUUUCGAGAAUCUGAAAAUGGAUAAUGUAGGCACCCCUAUACUGAUAGAUCAACAGUAUUGUCCUUAUGGCCAAUGCCAAGCACAGGCUCCUUCGAAAGUUAAGAUAAGCGAGGUGAGUUUCAAAGGAAUUCACGGAACAUCAUCGACGAAAGUUGCCAUAAAGAUAGCUUGCAGCAAAGGGAUACCCUGUCAGAAUGUGGAGUUAAAUGACAUAAAUUUGCAGUACCAUGGUCCAGAUGGAAAUGGUGUGUCUCAAUGUGUAAAUGUUUUGCCAACAAUGAAUGGACAAAUAUUCCCUCCAGCUUGUACAGAAACACCAUGAUUUCUAUGAUUUUGCUAGGGUAAAUUAAAAUUAAAGCUGCUGGUGAUGUAUAUAUGUUGUAUAUAUGUAGAGAGGUAGGAAGUGUUGUGUACAAAUUCACAUAAAGGGACAGGCUCUACUUAUAGUUUAUGACAUUCA
Daucus carota subsp. sativus is the source of this 1474-nucleotide messenger RNA. RefSeq names its product exopolygalacturonase. The record is from RefSeq and is a predicted model, not a curated record. The transcript has 4 exons. Gene Ontology annotation, molecular function: polygalacturonase activity. Gene Ontology annotation, biological process: carbohydrate metabolic process. NCBI's taxonomy places the organism in Eukaryota, Viridiplantae, Streptophyta, Magnoliopsida, Apiales, Apiaceae. Bases 134 to 1336 code for a protein of 400 amino acids.